Aspergillus heteromorphus CBS 117.55 is the source of this 1237-nucleotide messenger RNA. RefSeq names its product ribosome assembly factor MRT4. The record is from RefSeq and is a predicted model, not a curated record. Gene Ontology annotation, molecular function: RNA binding. Gene Ontology annotation, cellular component: preribosome, large subunit precursor; nucleolus. Lineage: Eukaryota; Fungi; Ascomycota; Eurotiomycetes; Eurotiales; Aspergillaceae. Bases 119 to 868 code for a protein of 249 amino acids. The transcript is spliced from 2 exons. Gene Ontology annotation, biological process: rRNA processing; ribosomal large subunit assembly; ribosomal large subunit biogenesis.
CCCGCGCCGGCUGCAUCAACUUCUUCUUCCUCCAUCAGAACCCCCCUCCCCCGGAAGAAACAAAGAAACAAAUUAAAAACACCCCUCCCCCACUACACCACACCACACCCUACUCAACAUGCCUCGUUCCAAGCGUGCCAGAGUCGUCCACGAGUCCCGGACCGUCAAGAAGGACCACAAGGAGCAGACCCGUCGUCUGUACGCCAACAUCCGGGAAUGCGUUGAGAAAUACGACCACCUGUUUGUGUUUGCGGUCGACAACAUGCGCAACACCUAUCUGAAGGAUGUGCGCACUGAGUUUGCGGACAGCCGCCUCUUCUUUGGCAAAACCAAAGUCAUGGCGGUGGCCCUAGGCCAGAACCCGGAAAACGAAGCGGCGCCGAACCUCCACCAGCUGAACAAAUACCUCACGGGGGCCGUGGGGCUACUCUUCACCUCUCGCGACCCGGCGACGGUUACCUCCUACCUCGAGAACUUCCGGCCGCUGGACUUCGCGCGUGCCGGCACGGUCAGCACACGGACAUUCACGAUCCCGGCGGGUCUGGUGUGCUCGCGGGCGGGCGAGAUCCCGGCGUCGGAGGACGAGCCGGUCAGCCACACGAUCGAGCCCGAGCUGCGGAAGCUGGGGGUGCCGACCCGGUUGGUCAAGGGCAAGGUGAUGCUUGAGUUGACCGAGGGGCAGGAGGGGUACCCCGUUUGUCGGGAGGGGGAGGUGCUGGAUUCGAGACAGACGACGUUGUUGAAGAUGUUUGGCGUGGUGACGUCGGAGUUCCAUGUCGCGCUCAAGGCGCAGUGGACUCGGGAGUCUGGGGAGGUGACCAUUCUCGAGAAGGAGGGAGAGGCCGGCAUGGAAGUUGAUGAGCAGUGAUUCAGUUCCUCUAAUCAUCUUUUUUUUUUAUCAUGAUGAUGAUGAUGAUGAUGGUGAUGAUGGAUCGCUGUCAUUGUCAUCGACUCAACAUGAUUCUCUCUCUCUCUCUCUCUCUCUUUCUUUGAGAAAAAGUUCCGAUUUGUUUGAGAGGUGUCUCUCCUUGAUGAUGGGAGAUCCCCGGGGCAUCUUUGGAGUUGGGUAUGGGCGUUUUGUUUCUCCUUUCUUCUUUUUCCCUUACGUAUGUUCUCUUCAUGUUUUCCAAGUUUUCGACUCGGUAUAUAUUCUGCUUGACGAGCGUAUGAACGGAUAUACCAUACCAUACCGAUAUGAAUACCAAGCCUCAAAAGCUACAAUAGAAAUACAUCAUGG